UUACAUUUGGUGCCCUAAAUCAAAACUAAAAAUUCAAAGCCCUCAGCCCCUCACAACCUCCCUCGCUUCUCUUCUCUGUUCUCUCACGCCUCACACUCACAAACCUUAGUCACUAUCGUCACAGACCUCAGUCAUCAUCGUCUCACUCUCAUGCCCGUUGACCACUGCUGGAAACUUGCCAAUUAACAAUUAACAUGACUACUGGCUACUGCAUGUUGACUUGGAUCUGUUAGUUACUUGCAAUGGAUAUCCGCAAGAGAAACAGGAAUGAAGCUGGUUUGAAUGCCAAUGGUGGUUUUAAGAAGGCUAAGCCAGAAAUGGACUCGUUAUCAAGUGGUAUAGGAAGCAAAUCAAAGCCGUGCACGAAGUUUUUCAGCACUGCUGGCUGCCCUUUUGGUGAGAACUGCCAUUUUCUUCAUUAUGUUCCUGGUGGCUAUAAUGCUGUGGCCAAGAUGAUGAAUAUAGCACCAUCUCCAGCAUCAAGGAAUGCAGCACCACCACCUAUUGCUAAUGGGAAUACUCCUGCUGUGAAAACCAAAAUUUGCAGCAAGUUCAACACAGCUGAGGGAUGCAAAUUUGGGGACAAAUGCCAUUUUGCUCAUGGGGAGUGGGAAAUUGGCAAACCUAUUGUGCAAUCACAAGAAGAUCCACGUGCCAUGGGUGUUGGACCUAUUCCUGGCCGUUUUGGUGGGCGAAUGGAACCUCCUGUUUCAGGAGCUGCUGCUAGCUUUGGUACUUCAGCCACUGCGAAGAUCAGCGUGGAUGCUUCCCUUGCGGGAGCCAUCAUUGGGAAGGGCGGAGUGAACUCUAAGCAGAUCUGUCGGCAGACAGGAGCCAAGCUGGCAAUCCGUGAGCAUGAAAUAGAUAAAAAUCUCAGGAACAUUGAGCUUGAAGGCACAUUUGAACAAAUUUCACAGGCUAGCACCAUGGUGAGAGAGCUGAUCAGCAGCCUUGGAUCAGUUGGUGGCCCGGGAAGAACACCUGCAGUACAGGGUGGACCUGCACCUCCAAUUAGCAACUACAAGACUAAGCUGUGCGAAAAUUUUGCUAAAGGUUCUUGCACUUUUGGAGAAAGGUGCCACUUUGCCCAUGGUGCUACUGAAUUGCGCAAAACAGGGGUGUGAGCUUUACACAGGCAGCUUUAGCCUUUGUAGUCCCUUGCUCUGUGGAACGCCCGAUUGUGCUGAUCCAUUGUAUUGUUCUCAAUUUUUGGGCUCUUGUAAUGCGCUACUACUUUUGUGGUAUUGAGUUGCUGUGUCUGCAUCAUUUUCAUUUAUAUGGAAUAGAAGUGCUAGUUCUAGCUUUGCUGAUUGCCAUAUUUCUGUCCCUCCUGCUCUAUUCCAUUUUGAUCCGAAACGUAUUUUUUGUGAUUUCUUAGUAGUA
This is a messenger RNA of Solanum dulcamara, 1383 nucleotides long. Its product is annotated as zinc finger CCCH domain-containing protein 14-like. Gene Ontology annotation, molecular function: mRNA binding; metal ion binding. The transcript is spliced from 4 exons. NCBI's taxonomy places the organism in Eukaryota, Viridiplantae, Streptophyta, Magnoliopsida, Solanales, Solanaceae. The record is from RefSeq and is a predicted model, not a curated record. The coding region runs from base 243 to 1124 and encodes 293 amino acids.